Molecule: messenger RNA, 2315 nt
Organism: Capsella rubella
Lineage: Eukaryota; Viridiplantae; Streptophyta; Magnoliopsida; Brassicales; Brassicaceae
Product: wall-associated receptor kinase-like 8
Exons: 3
Coding region: 73-2250 (725 amino acids)
Biological process (GO): cell surface receptor signaling pathway; protein phosphorylation
Cellular component (GO): plasma membrane
Molecular function (GO): protein serine/threonine kinase activity; calcium ion binding; ATP binding
Source: RefSeq, a predicted model, not a curated record
UCUCUGUUAGAGAGAGGUGUGCCUGAACCUCUGAACAGAACUUCUGACUCCUGAAAGAGAACGAGAGAGAAAAUGGGUUGUGAUUUGAAUCGUUUCCUUAUUCCUAUGAUCCUGUUGCGGAUCUGUGAAUAUGCAGUAGCUGCUUCUGCUUUUCCUAUUGCACUUCCUAAUUGCAGAGACCAUUGCGGAAACAUUAGCAUUCCUUACCCUUUUGGGAUAGGCAAAGGUUGUUACAAGAGCAAAUGGUUCGAGAUCGUCUGCAAAAGCUCAUCAUCAUCAUACCAACAACAAAUACUUUUCCUCCCAAGUAUUAAACGGGAAGUUACUUCCUUCAACUUGGGAAACUACUUCUCCAUAUCGGUUAGCAACAAGUUUUUCAUUAAGAGCCCAUUAAAGCAUACCGGUUGUCUCGGCAGGGAUGGUGAUUCAUCGUCGUCUUUGAAUCUGACGGACAGUCCAUUCUUCCUAUCAGAGAACAAUAUGUUCACAGCUGUUGGAUGCAACAACAAGGCGUUUAUGAACGCCACGGGGUUACAAAUUGUGGGAUGCAAGUCGACAUGUGGGAAUGAGAUACAGUCUUACAAAGGAGCUAACACGAGUUGUGUUGGUUACAAAUGCUGUCAGAUGACUAUACCAUCUCAUCUUCAAGAGUUUUAUGCAACCGUAGAGAAAAUAGAACCAAGUAAAGAAGGAUGUCAGGUUGCCUUCUUGACUCUAUCUUCCUUGUCAGGGUCCUUGUUCACACCUCCUGAAUUACUGGAGUACCGUAAAUACGCAAUAAUGGAGCUGGAGUGGCAUCUUAAUUCCCCCAUGACUUCAGAUGGUUUACUAUGCAAGCCAAAAACAUUUGCUGAAGAUGAUUAUAUGUGUUCGUGUUUAGAUGGCUACGAAGGAAAUCCCUACAUUCCUGCUCCUGGUGGAUGUCAAGAUAUUGAUGAAUGCAGCAAUGGACGUCAUAAUAAGUUAAAUAACUGUGGAAAGAAGAAGUGUGUGAACGUUCCUGGAUCAUUCAGAUGUGUGAAAACUUGGCCAGCAAUUAUGGGUGGAACUCUAAGUUCUGGAUUGUUGCUUUUGGUCGUUGGAAUGUGGUUGCUAUGCAAGGUUAGUAGAAAGUGGAAAACAGCCAAGCAGAAGCGGAAGUUCUUCAAACGAAACGGAGGUCUGUUGCUACAACAACAAACAUCCUUUCUUCAAGGCAGUGUUAACAGAACAAAACUAUUCAGCUCCAAUGACCUGGAGAAGGCAACAGAUAGAUUCAAUGCGAGCAGAAUACUAGGGCAAGGCGGGCAAGGUACAGUUUAUAAAGGAAUGUUGGAAGAUGGAAUGAUUGUCGCUGUCAAGAAGUCCAAAGCAUUGGAAGAAGAGAAUCUUGAGGAAUUCAUCAAUGAGAUCAUCCUUUUGUCACAGAUUAACCACCGAAAUGUUGUUAAGAUCUUAGGAUGUUGUCUAGAGACAGAGGUACCUGUGCUAGUGUAUGAGUUUGUUCCCAACCGCAACCUUUUCGAUCAUCUUCACAACCCAUCAGAGGAUUUCCCAAUGACUUGGGAAGUCCGAUUCCGCAUUGCCUGCGAAGUCUCAGAUGCCCUCUCCUACCUGCAUUCAGCCGCUUCUAUCCCAAUUUAUCACAGAGAUGUCAAGUCAACAAAUAUCUUAUUGGAUGAAAAGCACCGUGCAAAAGUGUCAGAUUUUGGAAUUUCGAGAUCUGUUCCUAUAGAUGAUACUCACUUGACAACAAAAGUGCAAGGAACAAUUGGAUACGUAGACCCAGAGUACCUUCAGUCAAGCCAUUUCACAGGGAAAAGUGAUGUCUAUAGCUUUGGGGUUUUGCUCAUUGAGCUUUUAACCGGAGAGAAACCUGUCUCACUUCUGAGGCGGCAAGAAGUCAGGAUGUUGGGUGCUUACUUCCUCGAAGCCAUGAGAAAUGAUAGACUUCAUGAGAUUCUCGAUGCUCGCAUCAGGGAAGAUUGUGAUCGAGAAGAGGUCCUUGCAGUAGCCAACCUUGCAAGAAGGUGUUUGAACUUCAACUCAGAACAUCGCCCUAUCAUGAGAGAUGUCUUUAUUGAACUAGAUAGGAUUCAAUCUAAGAGAAAAGACCCUCAAAGCCAAGUACAGAAUGGUGAAGAGUAUGCACACAUCCAGAUCGCAAUACCGGAGUCUAUGUCACUUAGUUACUCUUCUCCAAACAUAGUUGUUGAAAACAGCUCAUUCUCACUGGACUCAAAGCCACUCAUGCCUCACAAGACACAGUGACUGGAUAGCUAAAACUCUACAUAUACAUAUAUAUAUAUAUAUUAUAUAUAUAUAUAAUACAUUAA